Molecule: messenger RNA, 13555 nt
Organism: Hemibagrus wyckioides
Lineage: Eukaryota; Metazoa; Chordata; Actinopteri; Siluriformes; Bagridae
Gene: cux1b
Product: cut-like homeobox 1b
Exons: 24
Coding region: 70-4263 (1397 amino acids)
Biological process (GO): intra-Golgi vesicle-mediated transport; regulation of DNA-templated transcription
Cellular component (GO): Golgi membrane
Molecular function (GO): DNA binding; DNA-binding transcription factor activity, RNA polymerase II-specific
Source: RefSeq, a predicted model, not a curated record
CCCUCUCGCGAACUCCGGCCCCUCGCGCUCUCUCUAUCAGCCUCUCACUCCGUCUCAAUAUGUCUCAAGAUGGCGGCCAAUGCGGGAUCGAUGUUUCAAUAUUGGAAGCGCUUUGAUUUACAGCAACUGCAGAGAGAACUAGAUACCACUGCCACACUACUGGCCAACAGACAAGAUGAGAGCGAACAAUCCAGGAAAAAGCUCAUCGACCAGAGCCGCGAAUUUAAGAAAAACACACCAGAGGAUCUGCGCAAGCAGGUAGCUCCACUGCUGAAGAGUUUUCAGGCCGAGAUUGACGCAUUGAGUAAAAGAAGUAAAGAAGCAGAGGCUGCCUUCUUGAACGUCUAUAAGAAACUGAUCGAUGUCCCAGAUCCCGUCCCCGUGUUGGAGCUGGGUCAGCAGCUGCAGCUGAAGGUACAGCGCAUGCACGACAUCGAGACGGAGAACCAGAAACUGCGCGAGACGCUCGAGGACUACAACAAAGAGUUCGCCGAGGUCAAGAACCAGGAGGUCACCAUCAAAGCACUUAAAGAGAAGAUCCGAGAAUACGAACAGACCCUGAAGAACCAGGCGGAGAACCUGGCUCAGGAGAAAGAGCAGCAGCUCCACAACGACUAUGCAGAGAAAGAGAGAAAGUUGCAAGAGUCACAGGAAUCAAUGGCCUCCAGGUUGGAAGAGGCAGAACACAAAGCUCAGACUCUACAGACAGCCCUCGAGAGCACCCAGGCGGAGCUGUUCGACCUGAAGACCAAGUACGACGAGGAGUCCACGGCAAAGGCCGAUGAGAUCGAGAUGGUCAUGACCGAUCUGGAGCGAGCCAAUCAGAGAGCAGAGACGGCCGAGCGAGAGGCCGAGUCGCUGAGGGAGCAGCUCACGUCAGCUAACAAAUCCCUGCAACUGGCCACACAGAUCCAGAAAGCUCCAGAUAUGGAGCAGGCGGUGGAGGUGGUGUCACGCUCCAGUCUGGAGGCCGAGCUGAGCGCUAAGGAGCGGGAGAUGGUGCAGCUGGUGGAGGACGUGCAGAGACUGCAGGCCAGUCUGGCCAAACUGCGCGAGAAUUCCUCCACCCAAAUCAGCCAGCUAGAGCAGCAGCUCAGUGCCAAGAGCGCCACACUCAAGCAACUGGAGGAGAAGUUGCAGGAGCAGGCCGACUACGAGGAGGUGAAGAAAGAGCUGAGUAUCCUGAAGUCCAUGGAGUUCGGGCCGUCUGACAGUGCCACAGCGCAGGACUCGUCUAAGCCUCUGGAGGUGUUGCUGCUGGAGAAAAACCGCGGUCUUCAGUCUGAGAGCGCUUCGCUCCGCAUCGCCAACACCGAGCUGAGCGGGUCAGCCAGCCAGAAAGUGAAAGAAGAGACCGUGCCACACGUCCCCACCUCUGCCAACUCAACCCCAACCCCUCCCGCCCCUUCUCCACUCCUGGGUCGCCCAGGAGCAGGCCCGAACUCUGCUGGCCCGCCCCCGGAGUCACCCACUGCUAGCGCCGCUAAUGGAGGACAUGCUUUCUCGCCGGCACUGGACCUCUACGGUACCGCCUUCCCCCUGGCGGGUAAGGUGGCACUGGGCUCACUGCUGCAGCGCCAGCUCAUGCACACCUUCUACUCCAAAGCGCUGCAGGACUUCGGCCACACCCACUACACGCCCCUGGCACUGGCGCCCGCUCCCCCGCGUCAGCCCUGUGCCAGCCCAGAUACGAACGGCACAGCGCCGUCGCCCAGCCGCUCGGAGGGUGCGGGCAGUGCUUCAGAGGGCGAGGACAUGGACACAGCAGAGAUCGCACGCCAGGUCAAAGAGCAGCUGAUCAAGCACAACAUUGGGCAGCGGGUUUUCGGGCACUACGUGCUAGGCCUUUCACAGGGUUCCGUCAGCGAAAUCCUGGCACGCCCCAAACCCUGGAGCAAGCUCACCAUCCGCGGCAAGGAGCCCUUCCAUAAGAUGAAGCAGUUCCUCUCUGACGAGCAGAACAUCUUGGCACUGCGCAGCAUCCAGGGCAGGCAAAGAGAGAGCCCAGGCCAGGCCCUUAGCCACAUGUUUCAGGAAGGCCCGAAGCGGAGAGCCGGCUCGGAAGGCGCCCCGCGGACAGGCAACAUUACCACCCGUAUCCGCACACCUGAAAGCGGCUCUGAUGAAGCCAUCAAGUCCAUCCUGGAGCAGGCCAAGCGUGAGCUGCAGGUCCAGAAAGCAGCUGACACAUCUCUGCCGCCAUCCUCAUCCAGUGGAGGAGGAGGAGGUUCAGAUGAGGCCAUCCGCUCCAUCCUAGAGCAGGCGCGGCGCGAGAUGGAGGCCCAGCAGGCCUCCUUGUCCUCCUCGUCUUCUUCGUCAUCCUCUUCUUCCAUCUCCUCCUCCCUUUCUCAGUGCGAUCUCUCAUUAUUGUCGCCCAAAGUUUUGGCGCCUUCACCAUUGGGCGCCCCCCUGACCACCUACAGCCCUCUGGCACUCGGCUUGAAGAAGCCUCCUCCUCUGCUUCCCUCUUCAUCCUCCUCACCAUCCUCACCGUCUCCGUCCCCUUUACUUGACUUCAGCAGCAUUAAGAAGGAGCGUCCAGUAUCACCAGGCCAGGAUGGAGCCUCCAGGGUUCCAUGGAGGGAGCAGUGGUGGAACAGCUCGCAGCAAGAGCGCAGAGGAACUGGCUUGCCUGAUGAGAACCACAGCAUGGAAGACUCAAAGGAGACGCCCCCCAGGCUGCUUGAUGCCCCUCAGUACUGGAGCGAGUGGCACCACGCCGGCUCCGCCUACCCGGAGCUCAGCGGCACCCGCGUGCCAAGGCCGGCCAGAGCGCCCGUGCCCCCGCUGGCGCCCGAGCAGUGCCAGCUGUUCUCAUGCCGCGAGCUGGACACGGUGGAGCUCACCCAGCUGGUCAAAGAGAAGCUAGCCAAGAGUGGCGUAUGCCAGCGCUUGUUUGGAGAGAAGGUACUAGGACUGUCUCAGGGCAGUGUAAGUGACAUGCUGUCUCGUCCCAAACCGUGGAGCAAGCUGACCCAGAAAGGUCGCGAACCCUUCAUCCGGAUGCAGCUGUGGCUUAACGGCGAACUGGGACAGAACUCGGUGAAUCAGCCAGGACCGACGCAAGAGGGCACCCCGAAAACCUCAGGCAGCUGCAGUCCGGCCCCGGAGUCGCCUCUCAGCUCGGCCGAGGAGUCCGUGAAGAGCGGCGGCGAACUGCUCGGCAGCACACAGGCACCCGUUACCGAGCCGUCCCCAUCCGGAGAGGGGGCGGAGGGCACGCAGUCCGGUAACCCACUGCCUCUGCCUCUGACCAACCUCACACCCUCUGGUCUCAGCAUACAAGAAAUGGUGGCCAUGUCGCCGGAGCUCGACACCUACGCCAUCACUAAGAAGGUCAAAGAGGUGCUCACUGACAAUAACCUCGGUCAGCGUUUGUUCGGCGAGACCAUCCUGGGGCUGACUCAGGGCUCGGUCUCUGACCUGCUGGCCCGGCCCAAACCCUGGCACAAGCUGAGCCUGAAGGGCCGUGAGCCGUUCGUGCGCAUGCAGCUGUGGCUCAGUGACCCGCGCAACGUGGACAAGCUCAUGGACAUGAAGCGCAUGGAGAAGAAAGCGUACAUGAAGCGACGCCACAGCUCGGUUAGCGACGUCCCGCCCGUGGACAGUGGCAUUAUGGGGUCGGACUUCGGCCCAGGCACCAGCCCUCAGCACCACCCUCAGCAGCAGCUGAAGAAGCCGCGGGUGGUCCUGGCUCCAGAGGAAAAGGAAGCCCUAAAGAGGGCCUACCAGCAGAAGCCCUACCCCUCUCCCAAGACCAUUGAGGAACUGGCAACCCAGCUCAACCUCAAAACCAGCACCGUCAUCAACUGGUUCCACAACUACAGGUCUCGUAUUCGUCGAGAGCUCUUUAUCGAGGAGAUCCAGGCAGCAGGCUCAGGCUCUGCUUCAGCAGGUGAAGGCGGCUCGCCCUCAGUCCAGGCAGGAAAAGGCGACGGCUGCGAUGGCACAGAUUCAGACGGCACAGCCGAGGGCAGACACGAUGCCCCCGGCGACGAAAAGCCCACCUCCGGCCCCGAGGACAUGCCCAAGGAGCCCACUCCGUCUAACUCGCCGACCCCGAGAGACCCCACUACCUCAGCCACCGAAGGACCUGGCACCAGCGGGCACCAGGGCGGCACCUCGGCCCUCGGCCUGUUCGGCUUCACGCGCAACCCCAAGGACAACAGCCUGCGCAAAAAGAAAGCCGCCAACCUCAAUAACAUCAUCCACCGGCUGGAGAAAGCCGCCAGCAAAGAGGAGCCGUCCGAAUGGGAGUUCUGAAUCCUCGCUAGUGUAAAACACACACAAACACACAGCCUCCCCCCACCCCCAACACACACACACCCUCCCCACUACCCCCAAUCUGACCUAGGAGGACACGCUUACCUCCUGAGGGCAUAGCCAAAGUCAAGUGCGGCCAUGAGACUUUUAUUUUUUUUGAAGAGGAGGAGAAAGAAGUGAAUAAGUGCAGUAGUGCGUAUAAGAAGAGGAAGCGGAUCGUUCCGGAUUCUUGUACUGAGAUGAAGCACUUAGCCGUCCCGUCGGCCACGGCGCCCUAAUAAACCACCCCAAACUCAGCAUUAAGCUGCCUCUCUCUAUCUCUAUCUCUCUCUCUCUCUCUCUCUCUCACAUCUAGGGCUCUUUCCUUCAAAAGGCACACUUCACGGGGAGGAUCAGCACACUCGCCUCAAAAGUGCGCACAGACUCCGAGCUCUGAUUCUUCACACUGUUGAUUUGAGUUACUGUUACACUUAUAUUUCUUUUUGUCCGUUUUGUUUAUUUUUAUUUUUUUUUUUGGAUUUUUUUUUUUUUUUUUUGUAAUCGGCGUGUGCGUGUAAUAUUUUUUAAACCUACUCCAUUAUGUCUGGCUGAAAAACAAGAGGAUUGAGAACAAAACAAACAAAAAAGACAUGACAUAGUUACUGAAGGAAGGGAAUCGGAAGUUCAUCCUCACAUUUCCCAUCUCUCCCUCCUCCUCCACACCCGCCAUCUAAUGGCUGAGGACCUCCUGCAUUUCUUCACCUCCUUUUUUUUCUACCAGGAUGUCCUCUGAUGAAGAACAAGGUCUUUAUAUAUAUAUAUAUAUAUAUAUAUAUAUAUAUAUAUAUAUAUAUAUAUAGCAAAUCGGUUGCCACUAAGAGAUUGCACAGUCUAUUGACUCUAAAGGACACACACAAAAAAAAAAAUACACACUUUUUUGGAAGGGAGAAUUGACCUGAGGAAAAAAAACAAAAACAAACAUGUUUUAAAACGAAAAAAAAAACAAGAAUCACUAAAUCACAAUUUUUGUACAUCGAAAAAAAAAAAAAGGUGCAAGGUUUAGAGAAGACGAAGAAAAAAAACAGACAAAAAAAUAAAAAACGCGAAUAUAUCGUGGUAGCUGACGUAGUGAUAUUUCGUCAUGUAGAGCUCUAAUAGUGCACAUCGACUUCACAGCACGGGUUCACGCCACAUUAUUAUCGUUUUAGACCACAUGCAAGAAGAACGAAAUCAGUUGAAGCAGAGAUUAUAAUCACGGCUAGACGCUUAAUGAGCUUUGAAAAGGAAAAAGAAAACAAAAACAAAGUUGGCAUCUGUUGCAGGAUCGAGGACUAGAGAGAGGAUUGUGGGGUUGUAAGUACUGUACUCUGUAGACACAAGUGGUACUCAUAAAGUCUUCGGAAGGGUGGGGGGGGUUCUUCUGUCCUCUGACGUCGCCAAGAGAUGCACAGUUCACUUUAAAAACAAAAAAAAAAACAGCGACGAAGAUAAUACACUCCACCAUUCGGCCCGUGAUCCUGGCGCGCCAGCUGUGUGUGCGCCGUGUGUAAAUGAGACACAUGAGUUUCGGUCCCUAACUCCCGUUCCCUCCUCCCUUCUUAAAAGGUACCUUGGAAAAAGCUACCGAAAGUACUGUUACGUUUUUUUUUUUGUUUUUUUUGUUUUUUUUCGGAAACCGAGCACCAAGUACGUGAUACCAAAGUGUCGCUUCAGAUUUCUUAAAAAGAUGCAUUUCUUCCUCACAAAAUAACCAAAUUUUUGUCCGGAACUCCUCAUUGGUAUCUGUGCAGCAUAUUGGCGCUUUUUUUUUUUGUUUUGUUUUGUUUUAUUUCCCUCUCUCUCUCUCUUUUUUAUUUUUCCAAACUGGAGGUGACCCAUAAGGAAGAGGGCGCUGUGUGUGAAGACACCGCUGUCCUCUCGAACCCUGAACAAGCUCUCAGUGCCUGUCAAUCCACUGCCUCCCUUCUGUACACCUGUGUGUGUGUGUGUGUGUGUCAGCUUGUGUAUGAGAUUGUACAUAUCACACACACACACACAUGUAGAGUGCACAACUGCCCCACUUCCUCUCUUCUUCAUAAGCUGUUAUAACCGAUCAUUAUCAUUAUUAGGCUUCUAAUGAAGUAGUGGAUUUAAUUCCUUUUGUUUUUGUUUUGUUUUUUAAAGAAAAAAAACUUUUUAUCGCCAUAUCCUAAAGCAUCAUAUAGAGUUGCGAGUUUAUUUGGCUUAUUUAUAGGUGCUGUGUUUUCGUUUUGAUGAAUUUUUGUUGUUUUUAUUGAGUAUCGGUUUAUAAGAGGGCAAGUUACGUUUUGUUUGUUUGUUUGUUUUUUUUUAUUUUUAGACUGAUUUUAGACUGCCGGCAGUAUUGGGUAAUAUUUAGUUCUCAUUACGUUGUAUAUUAAUGAAUUCUGCAGAUUAUUUUAACUCGUUUAUAUUACGUUGAAUUCUAAUGAUGUCACUUCAAAUCGAUCACGACGGCAUUUAAUGGCUGACUAAUAGCUGUUCACUUUUUAUCGUAUGUUUUUUUGGAUCUUAUCUGAUUUUUGUUUGGUUACUCUUUCUCACGUAGUACGAAGCAUCGUGUCUCUUUUGUAAUCCUCUGAUUAUACUGAUCUCGUUUGACGUGUUUUGGGGAAUCUUGUCUCUUUUUCCCUCGUUUUAAUUUUAUUUUAUUUUUUACUUUAGCGAGCGUGUUUCGUACCUCUCAGGCCCUGUGUACACUGGCGUUUCUAAUCUCUGCGCUUCAGAGAGUGUGGACUUCCCUAAAUGUUGUGUUCAGGACACUGCAGAUGAUCGCCGUGAGUGUGGUGUGUGUGUGUGUGUGUGUGUGUUUGGAUCUUCGUUUGCUGUUUUUUUCGGAUGGUUGAUAGCGUGUUUUGUUUUUGUCCCCCCACCCCACCCACCCACACAAAAAGUCUGCACUAUUUCAGCAUUAAGCUUUGACUACAUUGCAGCUGAGGUUAAAAAAGGAGAGCUUGGUGUUUGUGCUUAUUUUUAUUUUUAUUUUUCCACUAUAGGAAGACUCACAUCUGGGGUGAAAAAGCAAGUCGUCAUGAGUUAUCAUCACCAUUAAGGCCGCUGAGGAAAUUUUCGCAGCAAAAUCUUUAUCCUGCGAAAUUUUUCCAAAUCCGUCACCUUCGUAUACGUGCUAUGGGGAGGGACGUUAAGGAUGCCCUCUAGUGGUUGAUUACUUUCAUUCAGCGAAUUCAUUUUUAUUAAUAUUAUCCCCCUGAAUAAUUCUCGCACCUUCUUCCGUGGCUGUUAACAGCACGCUUUGGUUGCUAAGCAACAUAAGGGGACCCGGUUAAGGUGCGUUAUGGACGGAAGAGUGGGUUUUAUCGGUUUAAAAUCAGGUGCGUUAAAACACACACAUCUCACUUACGUACUCGUCGUGGGUACGUCCUGCGUCUUUCAGCCAAUCAGAGAUUAGGACCGGCCCGUCCUCGGGUCGCUCACUGAGGCGUAGUACACAACCGGCUUCCUCUUCACUAUACUCACUGAAGCGAAAGCUCUUUAGUAAGCAGUGAUACAGCAAUCACUUCAAGAAGAAGAUGGCAAGAUAGCUGACGAAUUAAAGCGCAGAGAGCUUUAGCCAGAGGAAAUCCAGUUGUGAGACUGAAAUGUUGGAAACGUGGAAGAAUUUCUGCAGAUCAUUUCUACAUAUCACAUUGAGGGCUUUUUUUUUUUUUUUUUAAAGAAAAUUGGCAGUAAAAAUAAAAUGAUUAGAAAAAUUAUUCACAGCCUUUUUCUGCACCAAGCAACAGAUUUAGCUAAAUAAAUACAUAAAUAAGGAAGCUUUAUAUUUUAGCUUAGUUGGCUAAACGUAAAACGUCGGGAUUUUAAACAUUUAAUUUGGAUUUUAUUUAAUUUUUAUUUAUUUAUUUUGCGCAUAAAUUGUUCUAAAAGUAUUUCAAGAGCCCCGUCUGACUUCCUCCUCCUCCCCGGCGUGAAUACUGCAGCGGCGUGAAUACUGAGCACAAGCUAUUCUUUUCUAUGAAUCAUUUGCACUUAUCCCCUAUCAUUUCAUCUCAGCAGGUGACGUUUUGGCCUUCUACUGCACUGCAUCCCGCUUUCAAAGCACAAAGACGGAGGUCAAAAAAAGGAGCGGAACAAUUUUAACCAAGCAGUUUUUCGGGUUUUUUUUUUUUUUUUUUUUGUUGAGCUGUUACUGCCGUCGAGAUUAUCGCAAACUUCGCAAAGCCCUUUACAGGUUCGAUGAAUCGUCUUUGCAAGCACUUAAAGCAGCACACUGCGAUUUGCGUUUCGCAAACAAAAAUAAUAAUAAAAAUAAUAAUAAUACAAAUGAUAAUAAGUCCCCUCUUUUCCUGCACCCAGUGCAUUUCAUUUCAGCGUGGUAAUGCGAUUACCAUCCAAAAGGUUAUAAACCCAAAUUCCUCAUUGCCUUUUCGAGUUCCAGAGUUAAAGCACUCACGUACACACGAUUUUUUUUAUUUAUCCCCAUUGUCAGAUUUGUAGCUAAAGCACUUGCACAGUAAAAAAAACAAAAAACAAAACCCCCUGUGGAUGAUCACUGAGAAAGCACAAUCUUACACCGCUUCAGGAUUUUAUUACGGGGGGGGGACAAAAAUCGAUUCUUUUCUCUCUCGCUUAGACACGGCGAGAUUCUCGGCUCACGUGUCGAGUGCCUUCUGCACCUCGUGGGAUCGUUUCAUUAAAGGUCGCUUCGAAUUGUUUUUCACGACUAUAAGACAAACACUAAGAUCCAGGAUUUUUUUUAAAAACUCUUAAUAGAAUCAAAUUUACAAUAAAAACGUGUGAACACUAAAACCUCGGCUGUCUCUUGAGAAUGCUCAGUACUCAUCCCUGUACCUUUUUUUCACGUUUUUUUCUAAAUGGGAAAAUAAACCCCGGCGAACGCACGAACACCAAGCUCUCUCCUCCCGUCUUUUAACAUUUUAUCGCAAUGCCCCGAAAAGCUUUCAGCAACCCCACGCAUUUUACUUCCUUUAGGGCUCUCUCACACGUCUGAUUAAAUCCUCCAGGUUUUUGCAGAUUUACUGAAUUAUGUAUGGUUUAAUUUAACAUGGAUUUCCUUUUUCUCGGUGCUCGAGGCUGAUUUUAUUCUUUAUUUUUCCUCCCCACCCCCCCCUUUCCUUCUCCGUGUUUUGUUCACCGUAGCGUGUCGCUGUUUUGUACUGACUGGUCAGUGGAAGAUGUUUAGUUUUGUCUUAUGCGAAGUUUAUUCAUACACUGAUGAGAACACUGAGUUACGUGACUUGAAUGGACCCGUGUUGAAGUUUUUUUGUUUGUCGUCCUGCUCGUUCUUGUUCUUUCUUUUUUUUUCUUUUUCUUUUUUUAUGUUAUCUGUUACAUGAUUCGAUGAAGAAUUCAGACCCAUGAUUUCAUCUGCUGUUUCGCAUUGUUCGGGGAAACGAAUCGAUGGGGGAAAAAAAAGAAAAGAAGAGAGAAUCCUUUACAGCAGCUCUUUUUAAAGAAACCAAAUACUGUACUAAAACGGGUUAUUGUGUGCAUGCGAGUGCAUCUAUCAGGUCAACAAGUUGUUUCGUUUUCGUUUUCGUUCCUUAAUCACGUACCGCCUCCUCUUCCUCCUCCUCCCUGUUCGAUCUGUUUCAUUCCCCCUUAACUUGAGCUCAGGCGAGAAGAAAAAAAAUAUAUAUAUACGCUUUUAUUCGUUCGUUCAUUUCUUUUCACUUCGAGUCGUCCGGAUUUCGGCGGAAUCGCUUUAAAACCUCGAAACGACGAAGCUCCUCAACGAAAGAACACGAUCCUGACGCUCACGCCGUAACUGCUGUUCAUCCGCGUUUGUCCCUCCUUCCUUUACCCUGAAGCACUGAUCCUGAGAAGGUGGUACACGCCGAGAAAGGUUCUAGAUGAUCCGGGGAAGUUCUGUCGUUGGGUUAAAGAAAGAAGGAGUCUGGUUCUCAGUGCAUGGAUCAGAUCGAGAAAGGAAAAACAAAGGCCGACGGAGAAGAGAGGCACGGAGAAUCAUCGUUUUUUUGUUAAAAGGCUUUUAUUUUGUUUUAGACGCUCGAAGACAGGCAUGGAAUAUAUAUAUAUAUAUAUAUAUAUAUAUAUCUAGGGAUGCAUCGAUACAGUUUUUUUCCAGAUAUUUAGAACGUAAGUUAGGACGUCACGUAACACUCGGUUCAUGAUGAUAGAGAGAAGUUCAUUCAUUUUUAACCAGAGCUGAUUUAGUGGCUAAAUCUGGGCGUGUCCAUCGGCACGACCGAGCGACUGCCAAUAGGAUCGAAGUCUGACUUUAGAGCACACACUGCUUCUCCUUCAUCACCUUACAAUAGGAUGCUGAAUGUUCCACACAAACACCAGAUCCCUCUCCAGAAUGAUUCAUUUCAUCGGUAACCCACUAAAAAAAAAAAUAAAUAAUGUUAUUACCAUGGCAACCCUCAUAGUCGAGUGACUGGAGACUCGCGUGUGUGAAUGCAGCGUCAGUGCUAAUUGUUGCUAGAAGGAAGCUGAAGAGCUCAGUGAAUUGAUCUGCUCGUUCUGUACAUGCACUCGUUUUUACCCGUCACUGAUGCCGCUCAGCCUCUCACACGCUCUGUAUUAAAGAUCUGAAAGAUGUUUUAUCAGAUUAUGGGUAUCCUAGGAAGACGCUGGAAUGGCUACUCGUGAUAUUUCCGCAAGCAAUCGUAAAAUCCGUUCAGAUCGGAGGCCACGAUGUUUUCGAGUACAGUUAAUGGCUCACUGUUUCAGACCGAUAAACGAGAUCAGUCUCUGUAUCGAUGCGUCCCUGUUUAUAACAGUCCGUGCAAACUUACUUCAAAAUCUGUCUCGUAAAUGCAGCCUACUUAGGCAUCCAGAGAACAAGUUCCAUCAUGCCCACUCCGUCGUUACUCGAGAUGCCUUUAUUUCAGAAUAUCAGGUCCGCCCCUUCCUCGUUUUCUUCCUCACGCCGGCCUCAACACCGAACUGCGACUUUCUUACGAGCGGCUUUUGUGAAUUCCAGAUCGAACUGUUAUUUUUCUACCGAAGUAAAUCAGAUGUUCUAUACACCACCAUGCAAAAGUUGUACAGAUUUUACCGAGACAUAUCGUGUGGCGCGCGGAGCCGUCUUCUCCGUGGUGUUUGGACGCUAGCGGAAGCGCACAGGACGACACUGGCCCUCUUCAUCAGGACUAACGGGCCGCCGUUGUUUUGUAGUUCGAUAUGAAGUGUUGAACCGAGCGGAAUCACUGGGACGCAGAGUUGUGUAGCUGGUCAGAGUUUUACGUUUAUGGAUUUUUUUGACUUUUAACUGUCUGCAUUAAUCGAGCGCGACGAUAUCGAAGCUAAUCGCUCGCGCCUUUUUCAUUUCUUUGAGAAAGCUUUAGGACGUGUUGAUUUAAAUAUGUCAUGAAUCUGUCGAUCGUCCCAAAUCCCGGACGUGUAUAGGACGUUUUUUUUUGGAAAAUAAUAAUAAUAAUAAACCCCAGUUCAUUUGCUAUAGCGUUGUCGAUCAUGGGGUGGAUGGGAAUUGUAGUCUUUGCUGCUAACACGGAGUCAUGAUAUUUUUUGAUUUGAGGAUUCGUUUGAAACCAUUGGUCGUGAAAAACGUAAAAACCGGGUUGCAAAAGCAUUUUGUAAGAAGUUGUUUCAGAGAUUACGGUUAGUCAUUUGUAUUUAAACAAAAAAAUAAAUAAAUAAAUAAAAAAGAUGAAAAAAUGAAUUAAAAAACUCUAUCAGCCAUUUUGUGGCUCUUCACCUUUGAUCACUUUACUACUUCAAGCCACCCUGCCAGAUUUCUAGUCUUUUUACUAAAAAAGGACGGUUUUUUCAGCUGAAGCUUUGGAAAGCUGGGACACUACUUUAUUAUCUGGGGUGGGAUUAUAUCAGGACUGACAUAUAAACAAAACAAAAAAAAAAACAAAAAAAAAAAGAGGGGGCGGGGGAUUUGGGGCCACACCCACACCCUGCCUUAAAGUGCCAGAGGCCUCAAAGCUCCCUCGCGUAUACGGUAUAUUACUUACAGUGGGGGGGGAGAAAGUUGUAUUUUGUCCACUAGCGUUUGAUAAGCACUCACUACGAUGAACGGGUUUAAGACGUACACACACAGUCCAAAAAAUAACAAUUAAAAAUCAAAACAAAACAAAAACGAUGACACGCUUACUUUCUAUGUAUAGUAUCUGUAAUAAGAUGUACAAACUUUAUCAGAUGAUAUGGAGAAGACCUUUCCCGAGAGAAUCGCUCCAGAGGUCUGAUGACUUUCUUUUUUUUUUUUCUGCGUGUGGGACGAAUACGGAUCAUGCCAAAUACUACGAUUAUGUCAGACGUAUCCCUGAGACUCUGUUGAGGUCUGUGUGUCUUGACGUGGUUUUGUAUGGUAGGGUGUGUGUAUAUACUUUUUUGUGUUUUUUGGCAUUUUGCUUUCUCUCUCCCUUUCUCUUUGGAUCCGUCUCAGCUCGCAACUUCGCUCGUCAUCGUGGAAUUGCAACUUCACAUUGAAGUUUUGAGACGGUCACGCCGUCUCUCUCUCUCUCUCUCUCUCAAGCUCUGGUUAGUGCUUAUCGACUAAUCACACGUCACGUUGAGGUUUGUAUGGAGGAGAGUGCGACCGCAGAUGAGAUUUGUUAGUCUGGCUCUUGUUUGGGUGCUCACACACACACACACACACACACACACACUCAUGAGUCAGUACUAGGCUUUAGGUUGUGUGUGUGUGGAGUGUUUAAGAUGCUCACUGACUUUCAGUCUCUCUCUGUUGAUUAUAUUUUUAAUCCAAGUGAUUGCCGUUGGAGUGUUUCCGUUCCUCACACUUUUCCACGUAGAUAUGGUGCCAUACGCCCGAAUAGACCGGUUCUGCAAAGCAAUCCCGUCAUGCCUCUGAACGUUGACCCACUGAAUCACGAUCCUCUCGACGUUAUUGUGAGAUUUAAACAGACUUAAAGCGAUCUUCCCGAACUCCACCUGUGUGUGUGUUUCAGUGUGACCUCGUCACUUCAGUCUGCAUGAGCAUAUUAAACUUGUACUGCCUUUUCUCCUCCCUCUCUCUCUCUCUCUCUCUCUCUCUCUCUCUCUCUGCUCACCUCCCAACCUCGCGAUAGAUCCCGGGGUCUAUCUAAUCUCACCUUUUGUUUUUCCUCUGAUCUUUGUUGUUUUUUUUUGUUGUUGUUGUUGUUGUUUUUUUUUCCUCCCCUUAUUUUUAUUUUUUAUUUUUAUUUUAGUGUGUCAUGUAGUCUGUUCUCAGCACUGUAAGACAGUCCCUUAUACAAUAUGGAGAAGCAAUAUCACUGUAAGAAAUCUUCACAAUGUAUUAUUAUUAUUGUUACUAUGAUUAUGAUUAUUCACUAGCACCCUAGGUGUGAUAAUUGAAGUAAAUAUCUUUUAUACAAACACA